Messenger RNA from Melampsora larici-populina 98AG31, 489 nucleotides. RefSeq lists its product as uncharacterized. The transcript has 3 exons. The record is from RefSeq and is a predicted model, not a curated record. NCBI's taxonomy places the organism in Eukaryota, Fungi, Basidiomycota, Pucciniomycetes, Pucciniales, Melampsoraceae. The coding region runs from base 1 to 489 and encodes 162 amino acids.
AUGUCAUUCUCACAUCCUUUGCAUCAGGGAAAGGAACCGUUCAAGCCACGUUACUCAGUUCCAAAAGGACUCACCAGUAACACAUUCAGCAAGAGAAACGAAAAUGUUGUUCCUGACUCUGACAAAGAUGACAAGGGCAUCUCCCAUCAUUACAUCGAUAACGCUUCUACGUCAGGUAGUUCCAACGGACAAACCAAGCCCCCAAAGUACAAUCCCAAUUCCCCCUCAGAGGUCAAUACAAGCUUUUCAUCAUCAGGAAACUACGUUCUCAAUCAAGGGCUCAAAUCUGCUUUCAAAACACCAAUAAUGGAAUCGUAUCCAGGGUCGAACUGCAUGUCCAGCCUCCCUUUCCCUCCUUCUGAUUUCAAUUCGUCCUCUUAUCUGCCCGCUUCCAAAGCAGCCACAACUUCUCCCCCUAAGAAGCGUGCCCGGGCUACUCCCAAGAAGCGUGCCACAAGGGGCAAAACCCUAGACAUAUCCAAUGAUUAA